CGUUGGUCUGUGCAAUUUUUUUCCCGCAUAGUUUCCAUUGACUUCAAUUCAACCGGGAGCGACCCCCGCCAAAGGGAACAAUUUUGAAUUUUUUUCACUCCCAAAUCGGCUUACCAACAAGAAGCUCUCUUCGUCUUCGUCUUCGUUUAGUUACACGGGCAGACGAAGUUUCUUCCAAGAGCUGGCUAUUUUCUUCCUCAACUUGUUAGCCCUAGGGAUUCAUUUCAAGUUAAAGCACGAGCUUUGCAAAGGGGGUUUCAAUUUUCAAUCUCUAGAUGACUACUAAAACCGACUCUACUGGAGAGACUGCUUUUCACAUGCUACAGCCGGAGCGUGACCUUCGAUUGAAUUGGGAAGUCGACCUCGCCCAGAACCUCGAGAGAUAUCUGUUGCAGAUUUGCGCUGGUGAGUUUCAGUCCGGCGAAGAUGAGAACCACACUGUCAAUUUUGCUGAAGCUGCUCUGCUUCUUCAGGGCUCGAUUCAGGUUUACAGUCGCAAGGUUGAAUACCUUUACUCAUUAGUUUUGCGAGCAUUGGAGUUCCUUUCUGAAAGAAGACAGCAGGAUCAUUUGGAAGGGACCUCAAUAGAGACUGAACAAAAUGGUUCUCGUAAAAUUGAUGAGGACGAGAACAAUCUAUACUGGGUUUCAGGGGACGUGCCAGUUGAUCCAAAGAAUACCUUGGAGAGUACCAAGGAAGAUGUUUGUUUAAAUCAAACUGUAAAGGCUCCUGCAAAUUUAGUCGUUCUUGAGGGUGAUUGCUUGGAUGCAUCUGACAAUGGGGAACUAGAUUCAUACCUGUUGGCCACCACUAGUAAUAUUUUCCAAGACUUUAUCCUUUUAGAUCCGUGUGAUGUUAAAACACUCGAAGAUUAUAUGAAUGAGGGCAAUAAGUUUGGAAAAAGCCAUAAUAGUGCACGCAGGGGCAGCUCGACCCGCAGGAGUUGUCAGUCUCCAUCAGUUAGACGUUCUGGAGGACAUAUGCAAAGAUCAUCUUUUGGCAAGACUCAGGGUGAUCAUAAUGCUCAAUCACCACUUGUCAACUGUAGCUUCGUCCAUGAUCCUCCAGUUUGUCAUAAUUUUGCCAAUGAAGAUCAUAUGGAUGGUGGAAAUUCUGAACCAGAGGACUCAAAUGGUUCUGAAGAGGAUGACGAUCUUUGGAAGCCUUUGAAUCCCCAUGAACCAGGAAAUUUAAAAAUAAAACCAUUUAGAAAAGUUAAAGCUUUUAAAAAGAACUAUAACAAUUCUGGUAAGCAUGAGUCUCUAACAGCUUUGUUUCCAAUGGCAAAACUACAUGGCCCCGUUAGUCAAGAGUUUGCAGAGAUUUGGGAAAAGCAGAACCAUGAAUUCAAAGCACAUAAAGAAUCCAAAUCUGUUUUAUUAUAUGAGAAGCUGCGAAAUUCACUUAUCAAUGAAGGUCAUAAAAGUUGUGAUUCUCUUUCUGAUGUGGAAGAUGACAAUAUUGAUAAUGGUUUUGAAGAUGCAAUGCCUGAUGUCAAUCAGCCAGAUAUUGGUGACCCCAAUGACCAUUAUAUGGAUGAGGCUAUGGGUUUUGGGAAUGAAAAGCACGAUGCUGCAGCUCAUUUUGAUAAUGAUGAAGCAUAUGAACCUGAAUUUCCUGAUUCUCGUUCAAGUCUAGAAGACCUUUGUCGCUCUCAUCUUGACGCACUCCUUGCAAGCAUUGCUGAGACUGAGAAGCAGACAGAAAUGGCCACUCGAGUCUCUACAUGGAAACAAAAUAUCGAACACAAUUUGGAAGAGCAAGACAAACACCCUCCAUUUGAUAUUCAUGAAUACGGUCAAGCAAUUCUUGAUGAAUUAUCUAGUGAAGCUGACAGAGGAGGUCUCAUGCCUUUCUCUGAUGUUGUUGAAGGGCAGGAAAAGUACAAUGUGGCACGAAGCUUUUCUGCUCUACUUCAGUUGGUGAACAAUGGAGAUGUGGAGCUGGAAAAGAAUGGGGUUGAUGGGGAGUCAAUUUGCUAUACGAAUGUGAAUCCAUUCCACAUUAGGCUUGUUCGCCACAAGCAACAGGUUGUUAAAACACAUCAAACCUCAAGAAAGAGGUUUGUGUCCCCAGGUAAAACUAAUACUCUCAAAGAAUCUAGUGUGAGAGACAAGAAGGGACGAAAGUAGGGAAGGUUGGUGGCAUAAAGUGGACUCCUGAAGGCGAAAGGAGACAAAGAUAUUGAUUUAUUGAACCAGUUGAUUAACAUUCUACUGGACGACAAUCUAAUGUACAGUUGACUAUUUGUAUAUUAUAGAGCGAUUCAACACAAGUUGUUGUGGCAUUGAGCAUCAACCUUUUGUUGGGGACAUAUUUCUGCUUCCCUCAUUUAGAUUCCUUUAUUUGAUGUAAUUUUCAAUGGAGGGAAAUGGAUGUAUUGAAUGGAAAAAUAUAUCUUAACCAUGUAAUUGUCACUGGUAUUGGUACUUGUAUUUUCCCUUUUCA
Cucumis melo (muskmelon) is the source of this 2448-nucleotide messenger RNA. RefSeq names its product condensin-2 complex subunit H2. Gene Ontology annotation, biological process: mitotic sister chromatid separation; meiotic chromosome condensation. NCBI's taxonomy places the organism in Eukaryota, Viridiplantae, Streptophyta, Magnoliopsida, Cucurbitales, Cucurbitaceae. Gene Ontology annotation, molecular function: chromatin binding. Gene Ontology annotation, cellular component: condensin complex; nucleus. The coding region runs from base 276 to 2132 and encodes 618 amino acids. The transcript has 11 exons. The record is from RefSeq and is a predicted model, not a curated record.